Molecule: messenger RNA, 2940 nt
Organism: Ahaetulla prasina
Lineage: Eukaryota; Metazoa; Chordata; Lepidosauria; Squamata; Colubridae
Gene: NUP54
Product: nucleoporin 54
Exons: 12
Coding region: 84-1583 (499 amino acids)
Biological process (GO): NLS-bearing protein import into nucleus; nuclear pore organization; protein localization to nuclear inner membrane
Cellular component (GO): nuclear pore; nuclear pore central transport channel
Molecular function (GO): structural constituent of nuclear pore
Source: RefSeq, a predicted model, not a curated record
GCGACCGGACCCUUUUUUUUUUGUUUUUUGGAGCGGUUGGGGGAGGGGAGCGUUCGGCGUUGCUCGUGUCUCGGCGCUGCCUCAUGGCUUUCAACUUCGGGGCGGCUGCUGGCGCCGCGGCCGCCCCAAACCCCGCGGGAGCUUUUGGGGGGUUUGGGACCGCCACCACCACCGCGGGGUCCACCUUCAGUUUCUCAACUCCUACAAAUACAGGGUUGUUUGGAGCUACCCAGAACAAAACUUUUGGUUUCGGUACCACCUUUGGAACAGCACCAGCGACAGGAACGGGGCUCGGUACCGGCUUGGGAACCGGUUUGGGAUUUGGUGGUUUCAACACUCAGCAGCAGCAACCAACACUUGGAGGUCUCUUCAGCCAGCCUGCUCAAGCCCCAGCACAGUCCAACCAGCUGAUCAACACAGCAAGCGCGCUUUCCGCCCCUACCCUCUUGGGAGAUGAGCGAGAUGCCAUUUUGGCCAAGUGGAAUCAAUUGCAGGCAUUUUGGGGCACAGGCAAAGGGUAUUUCAACAACAACAUUGCCCCGGUGGAAUUUACGCAGGAGAACCCAUUCUGCAGAUUUAAGGCUGUGGGCUACAGCUGCAUGCCCAACAACAAGGACGAAGAUGGCUUGGUGGCCCUAGUCUUCAAUAAAAAAGAAACAGAGAUUCGUGGUCAGCAGCAGCAACUGGUGGAAUCGUUGCACAAAAUCUUGGGUUCAAACCAGACGCUCACGGUCAACGUAGAAGGUGUAAAGACAAUGCCAGAUGACCAAACGGAAAUAGUGAUCUACGUGGUUGAACGGUCACCCAACGGGACUUCCAGGCGGGUUCCAGCCACCACCCUGUAUGCGCACUUCGAACAAGCCAACAUCAAAGCCCAGUUGCAGCAGCUUGGCGUGACCCUCAGCAUGGCCAGGACGGAGCUGUCUCCAGCACAGGUUAAGCAGCUGCUGCAGCAUCCUCCUGCAGGUGUUGAUCCAAUCAUUUGGGAACAAGCCAAAGUGGACAACCCCGAUCCUGAAAAGCUGAUUCCAGUCCCAAUGGUUGGCUUCAAGGAACUCUUAAGGCGGUUGAAAGUUCAAGACCAAAUGACAAAGCAGCACCAGAGCCGACUGGACAUAAUAUCAGAAGAUAUAAGCGAGCUUCAAAAAAACCAGACUACAACCAUGGCCAAAAUCGCUCAGUACAAGAGAAAGCUAAUGGAUCUUUCUCAUCGAACUUUGCAGGUGUUAAUCAAGCAGGAGAUCCAGAGGAAAAGCGGGUAUGCCAUCCAAGCGGACGAGGAGCAACUCCGGGUGCAGCUGGAUACGAUUCAGUGCGAACUCAACGCCCCAACCCAGUUCAAGGGUCGGUUGAAUGAGCUGAUGUCACAGAUCAGAAUGCAAAACCACUUUGGAGCUGUCAGAUCCGAAGAGAGAUACUAUAUCGACGCAGACCUCUUACGGGAAAUCAGACAGCAUCUGAAGCAGCAGCAAGAAGGACUGAGCCACCUGAUCAGUAUUAUAAAAGAUGACCUGGAAGACACAAAGCUGAUAGAACAUGGCUUGAAUGAGAGCAUUCCAGUUAGAGGGGGCGUCUUCAGUUGAUCGAAUGGUCCUUUCCAUUGACUCUAUGGGCACAGAAAACACCUUGUUUUCCUUCACUGAAGUUCACCAGGUGGUUAUUUGGACCAGAAAUUUUAGUGAAGGUUCUGAGAGAGUGCCAGGGACUUGGCACUCUACCCUGAAGGUCAAAAAGGGAUAAAGGUGGUAGGAAAAACAAAACAAAAACCCUGCACUUGAUUUUAAGGUGGAAGGAUACUUUAGACACCGCUCUGUGAUUUAAGCCUGCGUUUCUAUUAUGUUCAACUAUGUUUCAUUUUUUGUGUUUGUUUUUUUUUUCCAAUUUUCCGAACAACACUUCCAGUGUUAAAUUAUCAGUGGGGGGAAAAUAACACACUUUCUCUGUAAGAGAAACAACACAAAACAACUGAUUUAAAGGAGAAACGCACCUGCCAAUGUUUGGGAAAGAAACGCACAGGUCAAAGGUGUGGGUUUUUUCCCCUCCUUUGUGCUUAACAAGCACAAAACUGUAAUUCUAUAUCAUUUCAUCAGAAUUUACAAUAUUACUGACAGAUAAUGAAAUCUGCUUUCAGCUAUAUGGUCUUUGUAAUGGAUGACUUGUUUUCAAGAUUACUACAGAUGGAAACUGGGUCUGGGUGUCUUAAUUUUGCCCAAUCACUAAUUAAUCUGUUGGCCUAAAUAUUCUAUGACAGGAGUCUCCAACCUGGGUCCCUUUAAGACUUGUGGACUUCAACUCCCAGAGUCCUCAGCCAGCAAAGCUGGCUGACGAACUCUGGGAGUUGAAGUCCACAAGUCUUAAAGGGACCCAGGUUGGAGACCCCUGUUCUGUGAGAUUCACAGCUACUGACAUCCUUAUCCACCACCUCCUGUUCUCCUGAUACAACAGAAGGCUGCAUUUGAAGCCGGGGCCUGUUGCCUUAACCCAAGACACUCCAACCCUAGAAACUUUAAGGCUCAAUGGACUUCAGCUCCCAGAAUUCCUUAAGCCGCCAGGCCUUUCUGGGAGUUGAAGUCCACAAGUCUUAUUUGGAGACCCCCCUGCUUCAACAUCCCCCUCCUAAUCUAAGGCACAGUGAAGGAAUUGUGCCCUCCAUGUUGUAUUUCCUAAGGUGAAGCUGAAAAUGACAUCCUUACAGUAACUGCCUAAGAAAAGCUUUUAAAGGGGGUAUUGCUUUAUUAUAUUAGAAAGCUAGCUGCUGGUUUGUUUCUUUGUUUGUUUUUAAACCAGGAACUGGGGCUGAGGGAAUAGCCACAAUAGUGUGCUGGCCUUCUUUCAGAUUUCUUGGGAGAAUGAAACAGCGGCUUUGUUAUAAUUGUUUUUCCAUUUGUUGUUAUGUUAUUAAUUGCACCAGGGAGAAUAAAGCUAGACUGUCAAACUGGA